AUGAGUGAACUUACAAUCGGUAGGGGCUUGAAUCAACAACUUGAUCUUUCAAGAGCUUGUGACACUCGUUGGGGAUCUCAUUAUAAAUCCUUUAAUAAUUUUAUUAUUAUGUUUGGCUCUAUUCUUGAUGUUCUUGAAUCACUUGCUCUUGAUACACGAAAUAUGGAUGAAAAAGCUAAGACAAUGGGACAUCUCAAAGCUUGCCAAACGUAUAAGGCUGCUUUUAUGUUGCAUUUGAUGAGAGAUGUCUUAGUAGUCACAAAUGAGCUUAAUAAAUGCUUAAAAAAAGAGCAAGAUAUUGCAAAUGCCAUGCUACUUGUUGAAGUAGCAAAAAGAAGUUUUGACAUCAAAAAAGUAUUGAGAAUGAAGGAAAUAUAUCCGGAUGACUUUGAUGAAUUUAAUAUGAGUGCUCUUGAGAAUCAACUUGCAAGUUACAUUGUUGGUGUUCGUGAUGUUGAUGAACGGUUCUCCAAUCUAAAUGGGCUUUGUGAUCUUUCCAAAAGAUUAAUUCAAACAAAGAAACAUUCCAAUUAUCCUCUGGUAUUCCGCUUAGUGAAACUUGCUCUAAUUCUACUAGUUGUCACUGCCUCCGUUGAAGGGCUUUUUCGACAAUGA
This is a messenger RNA of Solanum dulcamara, 615 nucleotides long. RefSeq lists its product as uncharacterized. The record is from RefSeq and is a predicted model, not a curated record. NCBI's taxonomy places the organism in Eukaryota, Viridiplantae, Streptophyta, Magnoliopsida, Solanales, Solanaceae. The transcript is spliced from 2 exons. Bases 1 to 615 code for a protein of 204 amino acids.